Aspergillus tubingensis is the source of this 834-nucleotide messenger RNA. RefSeq lists its product as uncharacterized. The transcript has a single exon. The coding region runs from base 1 to 834 and encodes 277 amino acids. The record is from RefSeq and is a predicted model, not a curated record. NCBI's taxonomy places the organism in Eukaryota, Fungi, Ascomycota, Eurotiomycetes, Eurotiales, Aspergillaceae.
AUGACCAGUUCCUCCACCACAGAUGAGGUCCCUCCCCGGACCUCCAGCCCAGCCGCCGCCCCUGACUCAGAGCCAGAGCCAGGACCAGAGCCAGAACCAGAGCAAGACACAACCCAACCCGCAACCACCUCCGCGACAGCAACCGCCCCAGCAUACUCUCCCAUCUACGCUACCGCAGAACCCAGCGACCUCCCAACCCAAGCAACCAAUUCCCUGGACACCCAAGUGCCAUUGACACCCGCAGCAGCCACUACCACCAUUACAACUGCCACGGAAGACCCUCCAGCUACAUCUACAUCUACAUCUACAUCCCCACCACCACCCCAACCAGGCGCCCACCCUAUCCCUCCCCCGACAUCCUCCACUAACCACCCAGCUCCAACAUCCACGUCAGACAAUCAUUCACCACCACCACCUGCACCAAAACCAGCCGACCCUCCUCUUCCACCAACCAUCACACCCGCACCAGCACCAGCACCAGCACCAACACCCCCAUCCAGCCACCCCCACCCCCAAACCUACAGCUACAGCUACAGCUACGGCAGCUACCGCCCACCAACCCAAACCAACCCCAACUCGACCACAACACCCUACGGCUCCCUGUACCAGCCUCCCACAACAGCUACCACGACGGCCACUACGACAGUGACUUCUGCGGGGGCGCAGCUGCCGCUGCAUUAUGAGCCGGAUGCGUCGUCGUCGGGGAGGGUGGAUUUGGGUGAUGCGGAGGGUGGUGAAGAUGGAGUGUGGGGGUGGAUGAGGUGGGCGGGACGGAAGUUGGGGGAGGUGGAGGCGGAGGUGUGGAGGAGGAUUAAUGAGGUUCAUGAUCGGUGA